This is a messenger RNA of Rhincodon typus (whale shark), 10981 nucleotides long. It is a transcript of the gene nbeal2, whose product is annotated as neurobeachin-like 2. The record is from RefSeq and is a predicted model, not a curated record. The coding region runs from base 480 to 8810 and encodes 2776 amino acids. Gene Ontology annotation, cellular component: cytosol; membrane. Gene Ontology annotation, molecular function: protein kinase binding. Gene Ontology annotation, biological process: intracellular protein localization. NCBI's taxonomy places the organism in Eukaryota, Metazoa, Chordata, Chondrichthyes, Orectolobiformes, Rhincodontidae. The transcript is spliced from 55 exons.
UCCAUCGCGUGCGCGCGCCUCCAAGGAGAAGCGCAAACAGAUUCAGCCAAAAAAAAAACACCAGACACAACAGGAGCAACAACAUAAAUGAGAGAAAAAAGAAGAAACCCCGGAACCGAGAUGGCGGAAGCGCCCAUUGUGUGAAAACAAGGAGAGAGAUAAACAGAAAUCCACUCGGAGCAACUUAACCAAAGAAUUUUUAAAUAUAAAGCUGAGAAACCCCAGCUUUCGGGAUAAAUAAAUGAGGAGAGAGGAUCUUCGCUGAUGCUGUAUUCCCCGUGCGACCAUUCUGAUUGGCAACGAGGGAAUAAUUUUACGGGUUUUUUUUUCUUCACAACAUCGGUGGGGAGAAGUGGAAAAGUCGGGAUGAAGAGUUGCAAGAAAAAGCUGCGCGUGUGAGAGGAUAAAGAGGAAAUAAUACAUUUUUUUUUAAAAAAAAGAAGAAAAAGGAAGAAAGCGCGGCUCCCGGUGGCCGAAGAAUGGCUUCGAAGGAGCGGCUGUACGAGCUCUGGAUGUUGUACUUCGCCAAGAAGGAUCCUCACUAUCUGCAACAAUGGCUUGAAGCCUUUGUCACUUCUUUUGAACGAGUUAUUGAUGUCAGCACUUAUGAGCCACUGCAGCGGAGACCUGAAGAGAUGGUCGCAGAGAUUCCACUAUUGCCAGGCAAUGUGCUUCAAGUUCUGAGCCAACAACUGAGUGAAUGUGUACAGAGAUUAUCCACUGAGGAGGCUGAGAUAGGCCUUGGGCAAGCGCAGCUCCUGAUAAAAUUUCUCAUUAUUAUCUGCAGAAAUUUAGAAAAUAUUGAAGCAAAAGUCACUCCAACCUUUCACCCGGUUAUAAACCUGUUGACUGUGUGUACUGCUGAGUUAAAGAAGGGAGCACCGGAGAAGGUUUUAUUGGAGAACUUGAAGGUCGAGCAAUUAACCAUGUAUGCACUGCACCUGUGUGAAUGCCUCUUUGAUCCAUAUCAAAUCUGGAGGCGGCACUUGGGAGGAGAAAUUAUCAGUUCCGUGGAAAGGAGUAAAUACAAAUUUGCACCAGCUGUUUUACCUCAGGAAUUUAACACUUUCUUCCAUGAAAGCUUCAAAGACAGUCAGAACUUGCCAAAGACAAUCCACCUACGAAUCUUAUAUCUCUAUGGAGCCAUUAUCAGUGGAAGUAAGCAAAAUGCACUACUCGCCAUCACCCCGGCCUCUGUCGAGGUGCUUAUGCUGAUUCUCAGGACCUCGUGUGACACAGGAACUCGGGAGCCAAAGGACACCCGACUGUUGCAAGUUGGCUUGAAGUGUCUGAUUGGAAUGAUCCACGUUCUCCACUCUAGCAGCAUUGACCAGAGGAGAGUGACAAUCGAGACAAUAUUGGACAGCUACUUUAAGUUGUUGAAUGCUGAUAGGCCGUUGGCAGUGCAGGAAGAGGGGUCUAAAACCCGACUAGAGGAUGGCUUCAUCACCCUGCGGAUCAACAUGCUCAGUGCUAUCUCUGAAAUGUUGAACUGUAAGGAUCGGCCUGUGCUUCAGGCAGUGUUCCUUAAUAACAACUGCUUUGAGCACAUUAUCCGACUCAUCCAGAACAGCAAGCUGUAUGUAAGCAGUAGGUCUAAGGAUGACAGCAAGGGUGGGAGUGAUCUUGCCACUCAGUUACUGACUGAAAUCAAUCUCAGCAAGGUAUUUGAGAAGGAGUCAGACUCCAUCACAGUGCAUGCUAUCAGAGUGCUAACAGCGAUAAUGAAGAACUCACCCUCUGCCAAGGAAGUUUUCAAGGAACGGAUUGGUUACUCUCAUCUGUAUGAGGUGCUGAAAAGCCAGGGGGAGCCAACAAAGCAACUCUUGCAGGAACUCAUGAACAUGGCUACUGAGGAUGAGAAUAUGACCUCCCUCACCAUGAUCAAUAAUGAGCAACCACUGUUGAUCCUGGUGCAAUGGAUUCCUGACCUGGAAUCUCGCAAUCUACAGAUCUUUGUCUCUGAUUGGUUAAAGAAAGUAUGUGGUGCUACCCUGCGGACUCGCAUGACCUGCGUGAAGGCUGGGGUAUUGAGUGCUACUCUGGCAUCGUUGCACUGCCACCCACAGCUCGACAGAAAGUGUGGCGAGAACCUUAUUGACUUGCUACAGGUGGUGGGUAGCCUUUCCAUUCAACCCGGAGAACUCCGGCAACUCAUAAAACUACUUCGGACCACUGAUGGAAAAGUACAUCCAUACUCUGCCCGUGUCAUUCGGGCCUUAUCAGCCAUGGCGAGGAAAGAUGGGACUGAAAGUGUGCUGCAGUAUUUUGACCUGACUCCCAGUAUGGCAGGAAUAAUGGUUCCCGUUAUUCAGAAAUGGCUGGGUAAUGGUUUUGCUUUCCACACGUGGCUGUGCCUGAAUGAAGAGUGGGAGGAUGGCUGCAUAUUCAGCAAGAGACCAAAACGAAAACAACUGUACAGUUUCUUCACAUCAAGUGGAACUGGGUUUGAGGCCUUCUUCACAUCAGACGGGAUGUUAGUUGUUGCAGUUUGCACCAAGAAAGAAUAUAUGACCGUGGCUCUCCCAGAAUUCACCUUGAGUGACUCCCACUGGCACUGCAUUGACAUUGUUCACAUCGCAGGACGCCGACCCUUUGGGCAAAAUUUGGUCAAUAUUUACACAGACGGUUAUCUAAGGAAGACGGCACAGCUACGGUUCCCUUCACUGAAUGAGUCCUUCACGUACUGCUGUAUUGGAUCAGCUGGCCACAGAACAACGACAACAGUUAUUACUUCUCCCAUCCAGACUCCUGAUCUGUCCUUCACUUCACAUUCCCCUCUCAACCGUUCUCAGUCCUUCCCAGCCAGCUUUUCAUCUCCCAUGAGAGGCCCCACCUCUCCACAAGCCAUUGUGAAUACAAUCGCAGCCAGCAUGCAGGAUGCAGAAUGGGGCACACCAACCUCCUUGGAAGGGCUGAUGGGAUCUGUCUUCGUGUUCCAUGAAGCUCUGCAGCCGGCACAAAUCAAAGCACUUUUUAACGCAGGUCCAAACAAUUUGUUGCCAUUUAAGCCUGACAGUGAGCUGUCUGAUUUGAGUAACAAGCUACUCCUUCAUUACACUCCCAAGGCCUGCAAAAAUCAAAUUUGUCUAGAUCUGUCCUCAAACCGAUUCUAUGAUGGGAGGUUGACUGGGCACAAUACAGUCAACUGGGAUAUCAAGGAUGUGAUCAAUUGUGUUGGGGGAAUGGGCGUCCUCCUACCACUUCUAGAACAAGUGGCAUCCAAAAGCGAAGAUUCAGAGGAGAAUCAAGAGACAACUGACCUAGUGGGACCAGAACUGACAUCUUCACAGAACAUCCAAGGAAUGCUCCUACCUCUGGGGAAGUCUUCAGAGAGCAAAUUGGAGAGGAAUAGUGUAGCUGCAUUUUUGCUACUGGUUAAGAAUUUAAUCCGAAACCAUGCCAUAAAUCAGGAGAAUUUCAUCCAGUGCAAUGGCCCAGCUGUCAUAGGUGCCCUGCUGCAAAAGGUUCCGAGCCACAGAGUGGACAUGAAUGUACUCAUGGCCUGUCAGUUCCUGAUGGAGCAGGCAGCUAGUGAAGGCAAUAAUCUCCUCCUCCACUGUAUGUACCAGUACCUGCUCUUUGACUUCCGCAUCUGGAGCCACAGCGACUUCGCCGUUCGAUUGGGGCAUAUACAGUACUUAUCUACAAUUGUUAAAGAUCACAAGCAACGCAUCAGAAAGAAGUAUGGUGUGCAGUACAUACUGGACUCCAUCCGGACUCAUUAUGGCCCACAGAAGGAUAAUCAGAUCACAGCUGAUGUUAAAACUGUUCAACUAUCACUCUUCAACCUGGUGAAGGAAUUCCUCAAAGUAGUUACAGCUGAGGAGUUGCACUGUAUCAUCUCUUACAUGGCAACAGUGAACGAUGAUGAUCAGCUUUGUGGUAUUCUGGACAUCUUGCUCAGUCUGUUGAAGGGAGGCCCUUCCAGAGACCAGCUCUUUACCUUGCUGUUUGACCCUGGCAAUGUGGAAGUGUUUUACUCAUUGAUCCUACAGAAGAGAUAUUCUGAUGAAGUGCGUGAGAAGAUCUUUAGGCUAACGUACAAGAUGUUGAAGUAUGACAAAGUUCACGAAAAAUGCAAGCUUCGACUGAAGCUGAAGGAUAUUGGCUAUCAAGGUCUGACCUCCUUCCUGAAUGAAUUUCCUGCCUCCAUGUCACUCAUUCGGUGCCUAUCCGAGCAGGUGCUGUGCUCAGAUCCUGUUCCAAAUUACAAGGACCUGAUUGCUGUAGUUUAUUUAUCUCACAAAGCAGAUCUAACUGUGCGGCUGGACGUCUGUCGAAAGCUGUUCCAUCUGAUUUACUCUCAGCAAGACAUUGUUCGUCAGUUGGCAAAACAGGCUGGAUGGCAGGACAAUUUUACCAAACUCUACGUAAAAGAAUCAUAUGAAUCUCGAGAGGCCAGUCUAUCAAGUUCAUUGACUAACUACUCCAUUGACUUACUUAGGAAUUCAGAUCAGAGCCAGGACUUCAUCCAAGAGCAAGGCAAAGAGUUGAUCAAUCGCAUGAAUAGCCAAUCAGACUUCCAGGACUCUGAGGUCUUUCUCCCUUUCAGUAUAGAUUUGAAUGAAGGCUUUUCGAAAGGACAGCCUGACCAUUCCAUGCUUGCUCUUUUCCCCUCCAGUGAGAUGCAGCCCUAUGAUUCUUUAGUGAAGUCUUUUGAUUCCUUGGACCACACGAGUAAUUCUUCAACCAAUACAAUAGACAUCCCAGGCUCAGGUGAAGCCAUCCCUUCUGAUACUUCUGAAGAUGCUUUCUACCAGCCUCUCUCGCCUUUCGCACACCCUUCCUUUGACUUGGGAACAGAAAUGGGAAGUACUAGUUCCUAUACCACGGUGGAGAGUGGAAAUUUAACUCCAGUCAGCACAUCAGAAACACCAUCUCCUCUUGAGAAUUUCAAACCCUUUCCAGGGAUUCGCACGUGGAAAAGCUCCAGUCUCUCCAAUGUUCUGGAUGACUCUAGCUACCAAGAGAAUCUCCCCAGUGAUGAUGCUUCUAAUACCAGCAACCCACAGCAAACACCAGAAGAGGAACUUUGCAACUUGCUAACAAAUAUCAUCUUCUCUGUAAUAUGGAGAGGGGUAGAGGGCUCUGAAGAUGCAGCAUGGAAGGAGCGAGGGCAGAUCUUUUCUGUCCUAACCAAGCUUGGGACAGCCUGUGAGCUGGUACGCCCACCUGAUGAAAUCAAAAGAAGCCUAUUGGAAAUGAUGUUGGAGUCUGCAUUCUCUGACAUUAAGGACUCUGCAAGCACUGCAUUAACAAGCCAUAUCCAAAACAUCCUAAAGCUGCUCCGACUGCUCCAGGAUUUUCUCUUCUCAGAAGGGCAAAACAAUCAAGUGCUAUGGAGUGAAAAGAUUCUUGAAGGUGUGAUUAACUUAUUGGAUAAGCUAGCUGUUUGGUAUCACUCGGACAAUGAGACAUCUGAUUUGAAGGAAAUGGCUCAGAUUGGCCUCAGAAUUAUCCUGGGCUAUAUUGUACAGGAAGAUGUUCAGGUGUGUGCAGUGGCCUGUGUGAAGCUUCACAGCCUCCUCCAGACCAUGCCAAUUCGGAAGGAGGAGGCCUGCUUUCUGCUGGGAAAGCUGGAUGUUCCCCUUACGAGAUCCAUCAGGUGUAAGACUGAGAUCUUCUCUUACCUGAUGCCCAUUGUCCGCACUCUGAUGGACCAGUGUUACCAGUUGCUUGAGCUUCAGUACCAACUGCCAUCUCUGCCACCCACCAAUGGCAGCCCGACUUUCUUUGAGGAUUUCCAGCAUUUCUGUGUCACCUCUGAAUGGAGACUCUUCUUGGAAAAACAGGUUCUGAAAGCCAUGACUCAAUACGAGCACGACACAUUUGACAGAAGUCACAAUCAGAUGUCCAGCUUCUGGAAUUCCUGCUAUGACUCUCUGAUGAGCAGCUCAUUGCGUCGAGAGCAUGAGCGUGGGGAGAGUCGUUCCAAGUUUGAGGAGUUGAUUCUGGAGCCAUACAUGAAGCGUGUGAGGUUUGAGAAUGCUCGAUACAGCAAUGUCCUCAAACAGAUCAACAGCCAUCACAACACGGUACUUCGACAGUGGCAAUCAUUAAGGCGCCUCUUUACCUGCCCACGUGGGGCCUGGGCUGAAUGCAAUCCUACUGAAAUUAAAUGGAAACUAUCAAGUGUGGAGACCUACUCAAGGAUGAGGCUGAAAUUGGUUCCAAACUACAACUUCAGCACGCAUGAGGAAGCCAGUGCCUUGCGGGACAACCUUGGUACUGAUCACAUAAGAAACCCACCAGACUCUUUACCACUCGCAGUGGCAAAGGAAGCAAAAGUGAAUGAGUUGGAAGAUGAUCAGCUUGGAGAUGAAGAUCUUGUUUUCCUUAACAGCCAAGUUGAAUCUGAGGAGCCUAGUCAGAAGGAGAAAUUGGUGAUCUCUGAGGAGUGCGAGUUGAUCACAAUUGUUGCAGUGGUCCCUGGGCGCCUGGAAAUCACCACACAGCAUAUCUAUUUCUAUGAUGGCAGCAUUGAAAAAGAAGAGACAGAGGAAGGAAUUGGCUAUGAUUUCAAACGUCCCCUGUCUCACCUUGGGGAGAUGCAUCUCAGACGCUAUAACUUGAGGAGAUCUGCUUUGGAGUUCUUCUUUAUUGAUCAAUCAAACUACUUUAUCAACUUCAAAAAGAAGGUCAGAAAUAAAGUGUAUUCACGUAUUGUGAGUACACAUCCCUCCAAUCUCAACUUCAACAGCCGCUCCCCCCAGGAACUGCUGAAAGCAUCUGGAUUAACUCAGAAAUGGGUUCAGAGAAAGAUCUCCAAUUUUGAAUAUUUGAUGCAACUCAACACCAUUGCAGGGAGAACCUACAACGAUUUGUCUCAGUAUCCUGUGUUCCCGUGGAUCAUUUGUGACUACACAUCUGAGGAACUGGAUCUGAACAACCCAAGUGUUUUUCGGGAUCUCUCUCGGCCCAUUGGUGUGGUAAAUGAUAAACAUGCAAAGGACGUGAAGGAGAAAUAUGAGAGUUUUGAAGAUCCAACAGGAGACAUCGAUAAAUUUCACUACGGUACACACUACUCUAAUGCAGCUGGAGUCAUGCAUUACAUGAUCCGGGUCGAGCCUUUCACUACCCUGCAUAUCCAACUGCAGAGUGGCAGGUUCGACUGUGCAGAUCGUCAAUUUCACUCAAUCCCAGCAGCCUGGCAGGUCCGAAUAGACAAUCCUGUAGAUGUGAAGGAGCUGACCCCAGAAUUUUUCUACUUCCCAGAAUUUCUGGAGAACCAAAACAGGUUUGAUCUCGGUUGCCUGCAGAUGACCGGCGAAAACGUAGCUGAUGUUGUCCUUCCGAAGUGGGCAAAAUCCCCUGAAGAUUUCGUUUACAAGCACAGAAAAGCACUGGAGUCAGAACAUGUCUCUGCAAACCUCCAUAAUUGGAUCGACCUGAUUUUUGGCUACAAGCAAAGGGGCCCUGCAGCUGUUGAAGCAUUGAAUGUCUUUUAUUACUGCACAUAUGAGGGUGCAGUAGAUUUGGAUGCAAUUGCUGAUGAGACCGGAAGGAAAGCUUUAGAAGGAAUCAUCAGUAAUUUUGGACAAACUCCAUGCCAACUUCUGAAGGAGCCACAUCCUCCACGUCUUAAUGCAGAGAAUGCUGCCAGGCGCUUAGCACGAUUCGAUUCCACACCAGACGUCUUUGAGCACUUGGGUCAACUCAAGUCCUUCUUUGUUGAGGGCAUCAGUGAUGAUAUUCCACUAGUGCAGGCCUUGGUGCCAAAAAACCAAGCAUACUCUUAUUUAACUCCAUAUGUACUGGUCACAGUGAGUGCGAAUGGGUUGAUAGGAACUCACGGCUGGCUGCCAUAUGACAAAAACAUUUCCAACUACUUCACAUUCACACGAGAUCAAAAUAUCUCCAAUGCUAAGACUCAUCGUUUCUUGUCAGGUCCAUUUGCUCCUGGAGUCAAUUUAUCACCAAAGAUCCUGGCUGUUUCCCCUGAUGGUAAACUUCUCUUCAGUGGCGGUCACUGGGAUAACAGUCUUCGGGUUACAUCACUGAGCAAGGGCAAAGUGACGGGACACAUCAUACGGCACAUAGAUAUUGUGACAUGCCUGGCACUGGAUCAUUGUGGUAUCUAUCUCAUCUCCGGAUCCAGAGACACCACAUGCAUAGUGUGGCAGGUCAUCCAACAAGGUGGAUUUGCUUGUGGUCUGUCUCAGAAACCAGUGCAGGUCCUCUAUGGACAUGAUGACACAGUCACGUGUGUGGCCAUCAGUACUGAGCUUGACAUGGCGGUAUCAGGGUCUAAGGAUGGCACUGUCAUUGUGCAUACAGUUCGACGAGGUCAAUUCAUGCGGACCCUACGAAUGCCCUGUGAAAGCACGCUGCCCAUGACCAUUGAUGACCUUGUCAUUGGAUGUGAGGGUCAGAUUGUUAUUCACAGCAGUAUAGAAAGCAGAGCAUCAUCAAAGGAUAAGAUGUUCUUACAUCUAUAUUCCGUGAAUGGCAAACACCUGGCCUCUGUGCCCAUGGAUGAGCAGGUGUCUGCAAUGUGUAUCGUUGAGGAGUUUGUGGUACUGGGUACCGAGCAGUGCUCGCUGCAGAUCCGGGACCUGCAGAGUUUGAAGAAUGCAAUGGAGCAAAUGGUCAUGAAGGUUCCCAUUCACUGUGUCUCCGUUACCAAAGAUAACAGCCAUAUUCUAGUUGGAUUGAAUGAUGGAAAACUAAUUGUAGUAGCUUCGGGAAAACCCUCUGAGAUGCGGUCAAGUCAGUUCGCUAGGCGGCUGUGGAGUUCCACCAGGCGUAUUUCCCAAGUGUCAUCUGGAGAAACUGAGUACAACAAGACUGACGCAAGCACAAAGUAGAACUCCUCUACAAUUAGCCACAUUCUACCAAGAAUCCAUCACUGUUACAAUCUUCAAAAACAAACAUUACAAUUUAUUUAACUUUUUUUUAAAAGAUGAAAACUCAGCGAGACUAGCAGGCUGGAGAAGCAGAGGGCUGUGCUUCUUCAUCCAGGUAUGAUGAGCUGCUUUCACCAACCAAAGCGCCUGUUCAGAUCCAAAGGAUUUAAAACAUUGAAUGUUUACAAUGAAUGUGGGAGAAUGAUUCGAUGCCUUAAUACUGCAAGGACUUUUUAAAUUUUUUUUUAGACAUUUGUUGAUUUUUGACAACAUUUUUCUUUCUGCACAGUGUGAACUUCCGGGUACAUGUAGAAUGUUGUAGUUAUUAUGAGGGUAUGAAGAUGUUAAUAACUGAGUUUUGGAGGAGAUUUUUUGCAGGGCUGGGAUAAUUUUUAUCAUUGCUCUGAAUCUUCAUCUUUUCAAUCUUUGUGUCACUGUUACAAAUUGGGUAAGUUAAAGAUAUAAGACAUAUUGGUAACGUUUAAAAUAUAUGUACAAGAUUGUUAUCCGCUAAAACUUGAUGCCAUAGUAACAGCUGAUAUACAAUUCAUCUGCUAAUAGUUAGUCUUUCAUAUCCAUUUCCAUACCUUAUAUUUCCCAUAAAUUCAUUUACAGCACAGAGAAGGGAUGUUUGGCCCAUUUGAGUCAGUGUCAGCAGUUCAGUCAGUUCCAUUACCUUGCCCUAUCCCCAUAACUCACCUAUUCCAAUUGCACUUCGACUUUCCUUUUGGAAUAAUUGAUCAUCACUACUUGUACCACCCUUAUGGGCAGCUAGUUUCAGAUCAUUAGCAUUGAUUGUGUAAUAAAAGCUCCUCUUCUUAUUUCCCCUAGGUCUCUUGUAAAAACCUUAAAUCUAUAUUCCCUCUUCUUUGUACCCAUUAGCUGAUGGCUCGUUUUUCUUGUCUACCUUAUCCAAACUUGAAUUAAUUCUGUGCACCUCUAUCAAAUUUCUCCUCAAUCUCCAUCGCUUCAAGGAGAACAAUUCCAGCAACCUUGUACCAAAAUCUCUUGUACCUAAAAUUUACUGUAUCUGUUGGGCUGAGUUAAUUGUGAUACUGUUAGAUCAAAGUCUUUGAAAUCAGGAACAUAUUAAGAUACCCCUCUCCAAUUUAUACAAUUGUGUGUUGAAGUUUUUUGCUGGAAAAGGAACCAGUGAAAUGAUGAUGCAAUUAUUACCAACUUAGUCUUCUCAUAACAAUAAGAUUUUUAAGAUCCUACCCUUCAGGUAGGAGCAUCAUUCCUUGGGAUCACAUGACAGGAGGUUGAAUCUGUCAUUUUCAUUAGUUUGAAAUUGCUUACUGAGCACUUGUAAUCUACCAUUGUGUUCCAUUCACACCUGAAAAUGUAGAGUUAUCACCAUUAUCCUCUCAGUUAAUUCUUCAUGAAUCACUAUGUCAAGUAAUAAGGCCCAGACAAUUUAACAGGGUAUUAAAAGAGAAUUAGAUAAAUACUUGAACAGAAGAUAUUUAUGAGCAGUAAUUGGAUUGCUGUAUCAAACAGCUGAUAUAUUGGCAUAAAAUGGGCUAAAUGGCCAAUCUAUUGAUGGACAUGGCUGUAACAAUGCCUUUCCCAACCUUGUCUCAAGGAGGCAUGUCUUUUGUUCUAUCUGAUCUCCAACUUCUCUCUGUGAUAUCUUUUCCGAUAUUAUUCCUAGUUUUAAGCAUGACAAUUCCUGUCCUUAAAUCCUGCUAAGUUGCAAUGCAUCUUUUUCUCCCUUUCAUUCAAAAUCAAAAUGCAUGACACUGACUCCUACGUUUAACCUAAUUUACUUGCCUCCAAGACUUUUGAACCAUGGACGUCUUGAUUUGCCAUUCUUCCUGAAAUCUGCAUACUUUUGAACCCCAGCUUGCAAUUACUGAAUUGAUGUUUUUUGAUUUACUUGUCUUCCCUUCUACUAUUCUCAAUUUUACAGAUAGUUUUAAUAAUAGAAUAUUAAGUUGAAUCGGAAUGUAACAUUUUGUUUUAGUUCUCUUGAGCAAUAGUUGAAGAUGGGAGAUUCAGGCAGGAUUUCCUCUCCUGAUCACUAUAGAGCCAGUUGAAGUUGAGAUUGAGGCCACUUGACAGGUUAAACAAUGUCCUGAUGCACACUGUCUGGCACAGAUGUAAUAAAUGGACAUUUGGGUGAAAUUAUA